Molecule: messenger RNA, 2993 nt
Organism: Oreochromis aureus
Lineage: Eukaryota; Metazoa; Chordata; Actinopteri; Cichliformes; Cichlidae
Product: transcription factor 15-like
Exons: 2
Coding region: 200-748 (182 amino acids)
Biological process (GO): developmental process; regulation of transcription by RNA polymerase II
Molecular function (GO): RNA polymerase II transcription regulatory region sequence-specific DNA binding; DNA-binding transcription factor activity, RNA polymerase II-specific; protein dimerization activity
Source: RefSeq, a predicted model, not a curated record
AAAGCUGGCAGACUACUGUAAAAGAGUAUAUAAGAGCCCUGCCUGUCACGCUGACUAUCACACAGGAGGAGGGUGUCAGAACGUACUGGGGAAGUCUGUUGGCUUGGAGCUACUGCAACUUUUACGCACGACUCUUGUCUCCAUGCCGCUGUUUUCCACUUGAAUAUAAGGGAUUGAUUUCCCCACCUGCCUUUGAGUGAUGGCUUUCACUAUGCUGAGACCCGUCUCCACGCAUCCUUUCUCUUACCCCGCGGACCUAACCUUGAUGUCGGACGACGAUGAAGGGAACCGCAGCGAGAGCGACGGCAGCACCGAUCAGGGGUACGGCUGCUGCGGCACUACGGGAGAGAGUUACGGGCGGGAGUCCGGCGGAGUUGUGGUCGGACAGCGGAACGCUGCCAACGCCAGAGAGAGACACCGGACCCAGAACGUCAAUACGGCCUUCACGGCGCUGCGGACGCUCAUCCCCACCGAGCCGGUGGACAGAAAACUCUCCAAAAUCGAGACGCUGCGCCUGGCAUCCAGCUAUAUUUCUCACCUGGCCAACGUGCUGGUAGUAGGAGACGGAAGAGAGGGCGAACAGCCGUGCCUGAGUGCUGUGUACAGAGAAGUGAAGGGGGGUGGGCAGGGCAAACAGCCCCGGACUAUCUGCACAUUCUGCCUGAGCAACCAACGCAAAGGGGUGAAGGACAGACGAGACUGUGUGAAAAUGCAUGGAAGCAGUGUGAGACAGCUAAGUCGACGAUGAAAAUGUCUAAACUGGAGCAGUGUGGGAUUUUUUUCUUCCUCCCAGCAGAUAUUCCUAGAGACUUGAAGCAUCUCAGCACUACAGCAGUCCUGAAGGGCUCCUCUACUUUGUGAGGCCUUGUCUGCUUAUUUAGUGAGACAGGAGGAUUGCCAAGUGAACUACCUGUAUGUCUCCAGCAGUUGCCAGAAAUCCAGUACACAAAUUGUUACUGUUAGGGGUAUAGUGGAUUAUUCCAUAAAUAAUCUGAAAUUAUAACAUUAUGACAUACAAAGUGAGCAGCACUAAGAAGGUUACUUACAUACAUACAUUAGAUGAACAGAUCUUACACAUUAGGGAAACAGAAAUCCAUACUAACCCUAGAUCAAUAAUGGUGUUACACUUACAUACAGCACUUUGGAUCACUCACCUAAAGUGUGAUUACUAAUAGUUGGAAACUAUGAACCAAAACAAAACAAAAAAUGGAGAAUCCUUUAAAAUGCAGUUUAUUAAUGAGCACAUACAAUUCCCUUUUUAAAAUUACUAACAGAAUACAUUUUGAAAAUGUUUAAUCUAGUAAAAAUCUGUAACAUCCUAGAACUCUGUGUCCAAGAGUACUUUGUUUUGUACUUUGAACAUUUUCCGUACAAGUACAAUUCAUUUUGCAUACUCAGCAUUUACAGUGACUCAUAUCAAAUUGCACUUACAAUGAAACUGUUGACCCUUAACACAUUGAUGAUAAUAACCAGUGCUUUAACUAUUGAGUAGAAAAAGAUGCUGCUGAUUCAAAGAGUAGUCUAUCCAAAGUAACUUUAAGUUCCUGGAAAUAUCACAAAGAACAUAAUAAAAAUGUCAAGUAAUCCAUGAAAAUGUAAGUAUAAUUGCACAGUUUUUAAAUAUAAUUUGGGAUAAUUUAAAGAUAUAUUGGAAUACAUAAUUACAUGUAAUCUGUUAUACCACUGUUACCUGUCAACCUAAUUGACUGAUUGAUUAUUGCACGGAGGGAUAAAACAUAUUAUCAGUGUUGUUUACUGGUUCCAAUUUACAAAUAUGGGUUUUAUCAUGCACAAAUGUUACUAAUGUCAUUCCUAUUUGUGAUGAAAAACAAAAGAAAACAAACAAACAAACAAAAAUAAUGGUUUGAUCUGAUCUAAUGAACAUUCACAAACACUUUGGUGCUGGUCCUCAAGAUGUUUGUGUGAAGCUUUUCUCUCAAAUAGACCUAUGCACCUGAAUAGUUUCUGGAGUGUCAGAGGAGAUAUCUGAGAGGCAAUGUUUUUAUCUACAUGUUUUUAUCUACUUUGAGAUUAAAUUUAUUUUUACAUAGGCAUGACUCUCUUGUAUUUUUCUGUCAACAUAGCAAUAAGUAUGUGAUGAGAUCAUUAAAGGCCCCCUUUGCAUGGCCUGUUAAAGGGGUUUUUAUUGGUGAUGCACAGAAACUGUUUUUGUGACACUAUAUUUGGCAUAUUUUGAAAUAGUUUGGUCUAUAACAAAGCUGAACAAAGCUUACAGUUUGUUUCCUGGGUAGGUUCACUCAAUUUAAGUAAAUAAACUGAGUUUAAGUAAUAAAUAAAUAAAUAAACAAUGUCAACAUUUCUCUACUUGUUUCAGACCUGUAGUGGUAACGUCUUUAUAGUUUUGUUCAUUCAGGCCCCCAGCCGAUAUAAUAGAGCCCAAAGCAGAAAAAGACUAACUGGUUAUCAUGCAAGAAUCCUUGAUCAACUAAUUUCAUCAGAAGUGAUUUAAUUGCAUGUCACAUUUACAUUGUUGUCCUUUGUUUCUCUUUGGUAACCUUUUUUUUAAAUAAAUAAAAAUUGCAUAAACAGACCAGAAGAAGAAAAAAAAAGUUUUUUAGAUUGCGCUCAUAGUGAUAACCAUGAAAUUCCAUUCAAGGCCCACCAGCAUGUUCAAACAAGUUGUGUGGUUAAGUAGGUGUCAGGGUUUAAAGAGUUCUUGUAACAGGCUGUGCUGUUUGAUUUGUAUUUACUCUAUAGAUGAAACUUUUAUUGGAAGUUCACAAGAAAGUCACUAGUUAGUGUUGGAUCUCUUGUGGUGACUGAUGAUUACUUCUUGAUGAAAAUAUCAAGAACUGCACAAGUUUAUCCAUGGACUAGAGGAAGAGACAAAGAUUGAACUUUGGUGGUAGAGCUUCAAGUUUCUUCAUAAAUAAUUUGCUUACAUGACCUAUGCUCCAUUCAGAGUUUUGUAAAUUUGGAGGCAGGGUCUACAUAAAUAAAGAAAUCUAAGGACUGAUCUGUGCAUAUCUCCA